UUCCAAUUAAGUGUAAAUACCAAAGAUGUCUAGCUUUGCAAACUUCAAAUUCUUAUCAGUCCUGGGCAAAGGUUCUUACUCACAGGUGUAUAAGGUGCGACGAAAAUUAGAGAAUAGUGCAGACAAUCAGCAAAUAUAUGCACUGAAGAAAGUUUACAUGAAUAAUCUCACUGAAAAAGAGAGAGCGAAUGCACUUAAUGAGGUUAGGCUUUUAGCCUCUAUUCGACAUCCUAAUAUUAUCUCAUACAAGGAAGCUUUUAUUGAUGAAAGCACGUCCUGUCUUUGUGUGGUCAUGGAAUAUGCAGAUAAAGGUGACGCAUUUCAGUUGCUGAAUGAUCACCAAAAUGAAGGUCAGUAUUUUAAAGAGAAACAAAUUUGGACUAUUUUGAUACAAGCCACUCAUGGCCUCCAACAUUUACAUGAAAUGUCUAUACUUCACAGAGACCUAAAAUGAGCAAACUUAUUCCUAUUCAAAAAUGGAGACGUUAAAAUAGGAGAUCUCAAUGUUUCCAAGGUAGCUCGAGCUGGGCUGAGUUAUACCCAGACUGGAACUCCUUAUUAUGCAAGUCCUGAGGUCUGGAAUGAUCUCCCUUAUGACUCUAAAUCUGAUAUUUGGUCAUUAGGUAUCGUAAUGUACGAGAUCACAGCACUCCAUCUACCCUUUCAAGCCAAGAGCAUGGAUGGCCUUUAUGAUACUGUCAGAAAAGGAGAGUAUGAACCGAUCCCAAAAUGAUUUUCAGUUGGGUUGAGCAGAGUUAUAUCAGCUAUGCUUCAGCUUAAUCCAGAAAACCGACCUUCAUGUCAACAACUAAUGUCUUCCAACUUAUUCUCGAAAUGGAUGAAUAAAAUUGACCCUGACAAUCUUUAUUGUACAGAAUCUACAAGAUGUUUCAGCUUGAACAGGACUUCAAUCUCAGAUAUCAGUAAUGAGCUGAUAGAUACCAUCAAGGUAUCAAGGGAUUUACGUAUUCAGGAGAAUUACCUACCAAAACCAAACUAUGAAGAUUCCUUUAUUACUCUAAAACCUUCAAUAUAAAAAUUAAAAAAGUGAAAACUAAGAAACCGACCAGAGAUGAAACGCCUAAAAAGCCUUUUUUUGAAGAUGCCCCGCUACAGGCCAAGCACAAGGGGACAAGUAGAAAUGACUUGAAGAAGCCAUGAUCUCACAAAAACAGUGUAUUGGCUAACAACAAAGAGCUGAAAAAGUAUUUGAAAGGUAUCCCGAAAUAUAAGGGUUUGUCAUCCCUCAAAGUAAAAUUAGAGAUGAAAGAGAAAAAUUACUCCUCUGUGGAGUCCCGAAGGGAGACUUUUGGAGAACCCCAAGGGCAGGGUAUCACAUAUCGGGAAGAAAGUUCUCCUUCAAUGCUUGAAAAACAUAACAAAAAUACCUUAUCUAUUCCUUCAAUCAAAAACCAGAAGAAAGGGAAUUUGCCUAAAAUUAAGAGUGCUCUGAAGAUACAUAAGAAGCAUUACGAAGAAAUUGCAAAGCGUUUUAUGAACCUCACUCCUGAGCAUAAAGUCACAAAAGGAAAGAAGGAAAUCAGAGCAAAAGUCAUGGACUCUUUGAUAAAAAGAGAUGUGAUGCUAACGCCUCAACAGAUAAAGCUUAAGGUACCAUGUAAUGAGAAUAAUCGAAGAAAGGCUCUACUUCCUUCUAUCAAUACACGGAAGAGUAUCCAACUUUCGACUUAUGAGCACAAGCCGCGGAAGAAUAUUGACCAUCACAGUCUUGAAAUCACUUCUUGAAACCGGCCAAAGAACGCUCGAUAUAAAAAUGAAACCCAACGGAGGUUAUCAAAGAUGCUGAAUAAACUAAGUCAUGAAGUGAGGAACCAACCUUUGCAGUUGAGUAAAGCACGGAUUUGCAGGAAUAUUUACAAGUCAAGGGACAGGCUUUCUCUGGAGCCAGCGAAUAUGUCACUUUCAAAGUAUCUGAAAGAGUAGUUUCAACGAAAUUUU
This is a messenger RNA of Moneuplotes crassus, 1959 nucleotides long. Lineage: Eukaryota; Ciliophora; Spirotrichea; Euplotida; Euplotidae. The record is from the annotation of a GenBank genome assembly.